Acanthochromis polyacanthus (spiny chromis) is the source of this 2193-nucleotide messenger RNA. RefSeq names its product tyrosylprotein sulfotransferase 1 (gene tpst1). NCBI's taxonomy places the organism in Eukaryota, Metazoa, Chordata, Actinopteri, Pomacentridae. Bases 403 to 1545 code for a protein of 380 amino acids. Gene Ontology annotation, biological process: peptidyl-tyrosine sulfation. The record is from RefSeq and is a predicted model, not a curated record. Gene Ontology annotation, molecular function: protein-tyrosine sulfotransferase activity. The transcript has 6 exons. Gene Ontology annotation, cellular component: Golgi apparatus.
UCGAGCAGUCCAGUUGUAGCAGGCUGGUAGAUGUAGCUCGCCCCCAGUCUACCACCAGCGCAACAAGCCUGUCAGCCGUGCUGUUCACACGGUCUGUGUACACAGAAAAUGCCCGGAAAGUGAUUUCCAGAGGACGGCAGGACUGCCCGGACACAGGCUCUGGAUUGGGUGGAGGUUCUCUGACCGCAUAACCCGGGUCUCCUGCGCCGUCUCCGCAGCAGUAGGCCUCAUGGAGCUGGGGACUCGACGCCUGCUGUGCACCAGGGAGCUCGAUCCAUGCCCGGUUCCCAGCAAACAACCAUAGAGGGUGGGAGCCUUACUUACCCCUCAAUUCCUUUUUCCCAUCCCUCCCCCUAAACUGCCCCUGUGGUGAUAUUGUUCUUUCCUGACUGUGGCUGCAUCAUGAUUGGCAAGCUGAAACAGAACUUGCUGGUGGCCUGUCUGGUCAUCAGUUCGGUCACAGUCUUCUACCUGGGCCGCCAUGCCAUGGAGUGUCACCAUCGCAUUGAGGAACGCAGCCAGCCAGGUGGAAUCCUGCCUCUUUCAGCACUGGGUGGCAGCAUGCGAACCACCUUACGGACAGGCCAGAAUCUUAGCACACCUUUUGUUUACAACAAAGACAUGCCACUCAUCUUCAUUGGUGGUGUUCCUCGCAGUGGGACCACACUAAUGCGAGCUAUGCUAGACGCCCACCCAGAGGUGCGUUGUGGCGAAGAAACUCGUGUCAUCCCACGCAUACUGGCCAUGAAGCAGAUGUGGAGCCGCUCGGGCCGGGAGAAGAUGCGACUUGAUGAGGCGGGUGUGACAGAUGAGGUGCUGGACGCCGCCAUGCAGGCCUUCCUGCUGGAAAUCAUUGUCAAACACGGUGAGCCCGCUAACUUCCUCUGUAACAAGGACCCUUUUGCACUGAAGUCGCUUUCUUACCUGGCCAAGAUCUUUCCCCGUGCCAAGUUUGUGCUUAUGAUUCGAGAUGGACGGGCUUCAGUGCACUCCAUGAUCUCACGGAAAGUGACCAUCGCCGGCUUUGACCUAGGCAGCUACCGGGACUGCCUGACCAAGUGGAAUCGGGCCAUAGAGACAAUGUACACUCAGUGCCUGGAGGCAACGGACAAAUGUCUACCCGUGCACUAUGAGCAGCUGGUCCUCCAUCCAGAGAAAUGGAUGAGGACACUGCUGAAAUUUCUUGACAUUCCUUGGAAUGAUGCUGUCCUCCGCCACGAGGAGCUCAUUGGAAAAGCAGGAGGAGUGUCUCUCUCCAAGGUGGAGAGGUCUACAGACCAGGUCAUCAAGCCAGUCAAUGUGGAGGCCUUGUCAAAGUGGGUGGGAAAGAUCCCAGCUGAUGUGGUGAGAGACAUGGCUGUCAUCGCUCCCAUGCUCUCCAGGCUGGGCUACGACCCUCACGCCAACCCCCCAAACUACGGUCGGCCUGACCCCAAAGUACUGGACAACACCAGAAGGGUCUUUAAAGGUGAAUUUCAGCUCCCAGAUUUCCUAAAAGAACAAUCACAGAUCCAGAAGUCUGCAGAGAAACCCAACCCCAGUUAGGAGUAGAGGAGCAUCAGCGCUACACCACAGUUCAGGAGUCUGUGCAGUGGAGCUCCUGUUCACGGACAUCGUCUCACCCAUCGCACCAUCCAUGUUGGGCCUCAGCACAUCUUAAGGGUCACAUGUCCACAGCAGGGCAGUCUCCUCUAGGGCUGGACCCGAAUAUCCGAAUAUUCGUUCGCUACGGCGGUAUCCUGUCUUUAACGGGGCCCGAAUAUUCGGAGGCCAGAAACCACUAUUCGGGCCAGCCCUAGUCUCCUCACCCUCCUCCUCACCCCCGCCUCCUCCUGUGGGCUGCUAUUACUGCUGGUCUUCGGGAGAACUCUGGGCCCUCGAUGUUGUACUGUACAGAAAGAAAAUCCUGGUCCUCAGCACCACCGAAUGUCUGCUGAUUGUCAUUUCAGUGUCACAUCACGCUCAUCGAUUUGUAGAAAUCAUUUUUGCCUAUUUAGAAAACAACUUUGAUUCUGUUGUAAGAAAUUGCAGUGAACUGAAAUCGCAACAAGUAUUUAUGAAUGGAAAAUUAGCUUUUGGAAGAUGCAAUACCUAUUUUAAUGUUUAAUUUUUUUCAUGCCUUUGUAUUGUGCAAUGUCAUGGGUACUGAUCAGUUUGACGUAUCAACCGUGAUAAACAAUGCUUUUUUCUAAA